AUGCCAGCAUCGGCAGUCACUGAGAAGAUAGCUGUACUCACAGAUGACGUGCAGAGGACACAUGUUUACACCACCUUGGAAGCCAAAGGGGAUGACACCCACAUCAGUGAGGAGAAGGGUGUAAAAUGGGCAAGAGCCUAUCAUGUGUUAGCCCACAGAGGGGUCAAGCUUCUGGGAUCUAAUAUCCUACAGUUUCAAUUAGAAAACAUCCUAGCUGAAAACCACAGACUGCUGCCAAAGGUCAAUUAUCAGCUAUUCUAUUACCUUUCAACUAAGCUCGGCAUCGGCCAGAGGGAAGUAAAAAUUCAAGAAGGACCUCUGUACCGGGCUGAAGGUUACCCUGUCAGCAUCAGCUGCAGCGUAAGCGGGCAUCAGGGACCUGCCACCCAGGAUUUCCAGUGGUCUGUUUACCUGCCAGCAGCCCCGACCAAGGAAGUCCAGAUCAUCAGUACCAAGGAUGAGGGCUUCUCUUACACGGUGUAUGCCCGGAGGGUGCAAAGCAAGGAGAUCUACGUUCAGAGGCUGCGGGGUGACUCCGUCCUGCUGCGCUUCUCAAAGCUCCAGAUGAGGGACUCUGGCCAGUAUGAGUGCCACACACCCAACACGGAUGGGCAGUACUUUGGAAGUUACAGUGCGAAGACAAAUCUAACCGUGAUUCCUGACACCCUGUCUGCCACCAUGCCCUCCCAGACGCUCAGUAAGAAGGAAGGUGAGCCCUUAGAACUCACCUGCGAGGCUACCAGGGCCACAGCUCAGCACACCCACCUCUCUCUCACCUGGUUCCUGAAGCAGGAAGGAGGGAGCCAAGCCGUUGAGAUCAUUUCUCUCUCCAAGGACUUUGUAUUGACCCCUGGGCCGUCCUAUGAAGAUAGGUUCGUGGCCGGUGAUGUGCGGCUGGGCAAGCUUGGAGCCACUCUCUUCAAGCUGUCGGUAGGCAGGCUCCAGCCCUCAGAUCAAGGCCAGGUGUUCUGUGAGGCCACGGAAUGGAUUCAGGAUCCAGAUGAAACGUGGACUUUGAUCACAAGAAAGCAGACAGAUCAAACAGCUCUGAGGAUCCAGCCGGCAGCAAGAGAUUUUGAAGUCAGCAUCACAGCCAGAAGCUCACCUGACGAGGGAAAACCAUUGGAAUUGGUCUGCCUGGUUGUUGGCAGAGAAGGCGACCCACAGCUUCAGGGCACUUGGUUCCUCGACGGGAAGGAAAUUGCUCAGAUUGACGCUGGUGGGGUCCUGGACCUGAAGAGAGACUACAGAGGCAGAGCAGACCGAGGACAGCUGCAGGUCUCAAAGUUAAGCGCCCAGACUUUCUCUCUCAAGAUCUUCUCCGUGGGUCCAGAGGACGUGGGCACUUACAGUUGUGAAGUGGCAGAUGUGGCGAGGGCUCGGACCGGCUCCUGGCAGGUACUUCAGAGGAAGCAGUCGCCGGGCAAGCAGGUACAGCUGAAGGAGCCAGCAGCAAGAAGUGUGACCGUGUCUGCUGAGCAGCAUGCCGUGUGGGAAGGAGAGGAGCUUACCUUUCUCUGCAAGGCAGCUGGGGAUGCAAGUCCCUUGUCCGUGAGCUGGUGGCUCACCCCACAGGCCCAGACCACACCCGUGUUUGUGGCUGCCAUGGGGCAAGAUGGUAUCGUGAAGCUGGGAGUCUCUUCUCCAGGCCCCGGGCACCGUAGUAACAGGAGGUUGGAGAAAGUGGAUUGGGCCACCUUUCGGCUGGAGAUUGCCUCUGCCGAGGUCACAGACAGUGGGACCUAUGAAUGCAGAGUGUCGGAGAGACCCCAGAACCAGGCCAAAGAUUGGCAGUGGACCCAGAAGAUUUCGGCCACUGUAAAAUCUCUGAAAUCAAGUUUACAAGUUAAUCUGAUGAGCCGUCAGCCGCAAGUGACCUUAGCCCACACCUUCGACCUGUUCUGCAUAGUAAGGGCCAACCACUCAGACCUCCAGGUGCCCUUCUCAGUGACAUGGCGGUUCCAGCCAGCCGGCUCCGGAGCCUUUCAUCAGCUGACUCGAAUCACCCACAACGGCACAGUCGAAUGGGGGGACGUCCUCUCCCAGUUCCACGGGAGGACAAAAGUUUCACAGUCUUCCUUUCGCUCUCAACUCCAAAUCCACGAUGCUGCUCUGGAGGACGCAGGGGUGUAUCAGUGUAAGGUGGAAGGCUACGACAGAAACUCCCUGCACACAAGUGGGCCGGCCAGAGCAUCUGCCACCUCCAACCUAUUAAGGAUUACUGUCACCUUUCCAGAGAGCAAACUGAGAGUGAACUCAAGCAAUCAGGUCCAAGAGCUCUCCAUCAGCGCCAGCACUCACAUAGAAUGUGCCAUCUUGUCCCGAUCUACUGGAAACCUUUUUCUAUCCAUCAUUUGGUAUUUCUCUCCCACCUCUGCAAAUGCAUCCUAUCUGAAGAUCCUAGAAAUGGACCAAACCCAUGUCGUAAAAUAUGGGGAUGAAUUUCAAACCCCUCGGAACAAGCAAAAAUUUCAUUCUGAGAAAGUUUCCCAAGACUUAUUUCUGCUGAGCAUUCUGAGCAUGGAAGACAGUGACCAGGGCUUCUACCACUGUGCAGUGGAGGAAUGGCUCUUGUCUACAGAUGGCACUUGGCAAAGGCUUGAAAGAAAGACUUCAGGAUCCACAGAAUUGAGACUCAGGCCUAUAGGAAGUCAGGUUCGAGUCUCCAAAGUGAGCUGGAUGGGAAACGCCAGCGAGCACGGAGAGGUGGACAUCGGCUGCAGCCUGGACGGCUCAGGCGGCACUGCCUCGCUGUACUCCGUGACGUGGUACCGGAGCAGAGGGAACGCGGCGGGUCAGAUGCUGGUGCACCUUCAGUACGACGGCCUGCUGGAGUACGGCCCGGAGGGCCGCGGGAGGCUCCUGCACUGCUUCCGCUCCUCUCCCACGGACUUCAUCCUGAAGCUGCAUCGGGUGGAGGUGGACGAUGCCGGCGUGUAUUGGUGCAGGGUGACGGAGUGGCAGCCACAUGGCCACCCUGGCAGGUGGAUCAACCAAGCCUCGGAUGAGUCGCCGCGGAUGGUGCUCAGGGUGCUGUCCUCAGAACCCACCUUCUCCUCCAGGAUCUGCUCCUCUGAACCCUUACUCUACUUCCUCAUCGUCUGCCCCGUCAUCCUGCUGUUGCUUCUGCUCCUUUCCCUCCUCUGUUUGUACCGGAAGGCCAGGAAGUUGUCUCGGCUGAGUCUCAGUGCAAAGAAAGAAGAAGCUCUCUGGGUGGGCAUGAAAGGGACCACUGGAGAAUGGAGCACACUUCGGAAGGAAGCCGGGGAGGAAGGUGAAGGCUGCUGA
Psammomys obesus (fat sand rat) is the source of this 3288-nucleotide messenger RNA. RefSeq names its product CD101 molecule (gene Cd101). NCBI's taxonomy places the organism in Eukaryota, Metazoa, Chordata, Mammalia, Rodentia, Muridae. The transcript is spliced from 11 exons. The coding region runs from base 1 to 3288 and encodes 1095 amino acids. The record is from RefSeq and is a predicted model, not a curated record.